AAUUAUGUUUAUGGCGAUCCUUUUUUAGAUUUUUUGGGGUGUUUGUUUGUCAAUAAUUUUAUUAAAGCCUUUCGUUUUCAUUUACGCGUCUUGAGGUGUUUCUUCGGUGUUAUGACUUCAUUAAGAUAGAGGCAAGAAGUUGUGUUGAGCGUGUUGAGCAGAUUGAAUCUACGUGGGGGUCUAUAUUCAAGCCACAGGUGGCCAGUGAUAAGUGAAAGUACAUACCUCAUAGUGAAAGUAAGCUAGGGUACAUAUGUACAUGUGCCUCAGAUCAAAUUCUCCAGCCACCACACUAAAGUCAAAAAAUUGUUUUUUCUGUGAUUGCAACAGGGCUUCGCUUAGCCCUUUCGCACCAAUCCCACCUCCCAUCAAUCAACCUCCAUCGUCAAGCCUAACCCACCUUGAGAUUUGGUCAUCACAACAAUUCGCCGACAGAAACUCGCCCAGCGUACAAAGGUCUUCUUUCUGCGAAAGACUUCUCCCGGAUUCCAGUACCAUUUCGGAUUUCUGAGAGCCGUGGAAAAAACUCAGUCAAGAUGCCUUCUGAAGCAGGUCACAGAUUAUACGUCAAGGGUCGUCACCUAAGCUACCAACGUAGCCGACACAACACCCACCCCAAGACGAGCUUGAUCAAGAUCGAGGGUGUUGAUGACGCCCAGGCCGCCAACUUCUACCUAGGAAAGAAGGUCGCGUACGUCUACAAGGGCCAGAAGGAGAUCCGAGGAACCAAGAUCCGCGUGAUCUGGGGCAAGGUCACCCGACCUCACGGCAACUCCGGCGUUGUCCGAGCGAAGUUCGCUAACCCCCUCCCCUCCAAGUCUUUCGGUGCUUCAGUUCGUAUCAUGCUCUACCCUUCGUCGAUAUAAGAUGGGUAAGGGCCGGAGUUGGUAGUGUGGACGGUUCUCAUGAUUGGCUGC
Messenger RNA from Daldinia caldariorum, 917 nucleotides. RefSeq names its product 60S ribosomal protein L33. Lineage: Eukaryota; Fungi; Ascomycota; Sordariomycetes; Xylariales; Hypoxylaceae. Gene Ontology annotation, cellular component: cytosolic large ribosomal subunit; ribosome. The transcript has 5 exons. The coding region runs from base 537 to 866 and encodes 109 amino acids. Gene Ontology annotation, molecular function: structural constituent of ribosome. Gene Ontology annotation, biological process: ribosomal large subunit biogenesis; cytoplasmic translation. The record is from RefSeq and is a predicted model, not a curated record.